ACUCAGUUGCGUUGCUGCAGUCCAAUACGGAAGUAGUGCAGUCCAACGACACCCACGAGUAUCAGUAAUAAUAAUUUCGAGAAAUCCAAAGAGAUUACUUGCUGUCAUCCUGUCUGUUGUCAGGCAGAGAUUGUUGAUUAAUUUCGAACAAGGAAUUAUUAGCGAACGAUGUCCUUUUGCAUAAGAAGCAUCGCGAACGGCAGCAAAUAUGUACCCACUAUCGUGGCUAGUGCCCAGGGAUGCAAUUCUGCAAGACGGUUCAGCAGCCGGCAACUGCCGAGACACGUGAAACCCGUAACAUCAACGUUUCUUAACGAGUUUAUGGGUCCUAAUGCAUCGCUCAGCUUACCUCUUGAUGCUAAGGAAUAUUGCAAGUUAUUGGAUUCAUCUAAAGAGUCAAAUAUUAACCAUCCUCAAUAUACUUAUAUUUAUGUUAAUCGAUGGUUGAAUGAUUCAAAUACUAUUAAUAAUAAUGAUAUUGAAUCAUACGCAAUUUCAAGUAAAAAAGAUUUAGAGUUUUAUGGUCAAGAAAUCAAUCAUGUUUCAUUCAUUCAUUCUGGAAUAGAUCAAACAGUAUUAUCUUAUAAUAUGAAUUCAGUGUUACCACACGAGGACAAUAUUUCUGUGACAUAUCAAGAACCAAAUCGGAAGCCUCAAGAUCAAACAUAUUUGCUCAAUAUGAGUGCAGUUACCAAAGAAAAGCCCAAACUUUCAACUUUACCAAAGGCUCCAGCAAUGCUUGAAGAAAAGAAUGUGGAUUCACAAGAUAAAAGAGCAACUCUCCACAAGAAACCAUCAGAGGAUGAUCUUAAGUUUAUUUAUGAUACAUUGAGUGUUGAUCUACCAAAAUUUUUUAUAAAAUCUCUCAACUACAAAAUAUACUCUUCUAAUAUUGAAUUUGUGAAUAACAUCAGGGGAACAAGAACAAAAACUGCAUAUGAAUACGUAAAACAAAUGGCAUUUUUAAGGAUAAUAGGCCAUCUGAAAUUUGCCUAUGUAAAAUUAGAACUUCUCAAAAUGACUAUGCACACAUCAGAUAAUACAAUCAGGGUUCGUUGGCGCAUAAUUGGGAUAACUGGAUUCAAGGUGUUGCUGCAAUUCUGGAAAUUCAAAGUAUGGAAGAUAAGAUCGGAAGCGACAAGAGAAAAUGAAAUUUGGUAUGAUGGAUAUUCUACAUUUUACAUUGGUGAAGAUGGUUUGAUAUAUAAACACGUAGCGGACAAAAUGAUGCCUGACCAAGAUGAAGAUAUAAAGCCAAAAUCUGGUCUUCAAUCGAAAUUAGCUUCUCAGCUUGGCGCAAAAAUUGUGUAAUUGAAUUUAACUGCUUCUGCGCCUGUGUAUAUCGAGUCAUCGAAGGAGUGGUAAACGUUUUCAACGUUGUGAAUAGCAUUUAUGUGAGAUUGUUCAGUUUUGUAUAAAUUGAAAACUUUACAACCUGCUUAUCAUGUUUUAAAUUUAUUAUCAAUCUUGAAAUUGAUUUUUUUUCAUGUAAAUUAAUUUAUAAAAAUGUGAGAAAGAUAGUAUGUAUUAGCACUAAGAACAAUCGUUAAUAUUAAUCGAAUACCGUUUGUGUUUUAUUGAAAAUAACAGUUGCUAUGAUUAAUAUUUUCAUUUUCAAUUUUAUUAGUAUUAGAGCUUUUUCCUGAUCUAUAAGUAACUGUUAGCUGUAAAUAAUGUGUGAAAACAUU
Phymastichus coffea is the source of this 1688-nucleotide messenger RNA. RefSeq lists its product as uncharacterized. The record is from RefSeq and is a predicted model, not a curated record. The coding region runs from base 169 to 1311 and encodes 380 amino acids. The transcript has 5 exons. NCBI's taxonomy places the organism in Eukaryota, Metazoa, Arthropoda, Insecta, Hymenoptera, Eulophidae.